CUUCGCAUAAGACCUAUAACAAAUGAAGAUACAAAUUUACCGACACGCUUUCAACGUCAAGUAAUUACGACAUCUCCACAUACUUCAAAUCAAGUUAUUGUACAUCAAAAUGAUAAAAAAUCACAAACAUUUACCUUCGAUCAUGUAUUUGGUCCGGAAACGAUGCAACAAGAAGUAUUUGAUAAUGCGAUAUUAAAUUUAAUAGACCAAUUUUUAGAAGGUAGAUAUAAUGUAACAAUUUUAGCAUAUGGUCAAACUUCAUCAGGUAAAACACAUACGAUGGGAACAAAUGAUAAUUCUUCUAUAUCAUCAGAAUCUAAAGGAAUAAUUCCUCGUGCUAUGGAGACACUCUUCUCUCUUAUGAAUUUUUCCCAAUAUAAAAUGAGACAAUUUACAAUCAAAGUUUCAUUCGUUGAAAUUUAUAAUGAAGAAUUAAUUGAUUUAUUGGGUGAACAAAAUGUUGAUGGAGAAAGGCCUCAAGUAAUGAUUCGAGAAGAUUCAAAGGGAAACAUUCUUUGGAGUGGAUUACAAGAAAUAAAAGUUAAUAAUGUCGAAGAAGUUAUGACUACUCUAGCCCGUGGAUCUUUAAAUAGACAAGUUGGUUCUACGGACAUGAACUCACAAUCUUCUAGAUCACACGCUAUAUUUUCAGUUGUCAUGUCACAACAACAGAAAUCAUUAAGUUCACCAAUGUCUCCAACUAAUAGUAAUUCUGGAACACCACGAAUGAAUGGAUCUCGUCCUCCAUCAAGAACACAACAAAGGAUGAGUAAACGUUUAGAUGAUGUUGAAAAUAUGACAAUAACGAGUAAAUUCAAUUUUGUGGAUUUGGCGGGUAGUGAACGACUGAAACGUACUUCCGCAGUUGGAGAUCGUGCGAAAGAGGGUAUUUCGAUUAAUUCGGGUUUAUUAGCUUUGGGAAAUGUAAUAUCUGCCUUAGGAGAUCCUAAUAAAGCAAAACACACUACACAUGUACCAUACAGAGAUUCUAAACUUACUCGUCUAUUACAAGAUUCUCUUGGUGGUAAUGCACGCACAUUGAUGAUCGCAUGCGUUUCACCAACCGAGUAUAACUUAAAUGAAACUAUAAAUACACUUAAAUAUGCUAAUCGAGCACGUAAUAUUAAAAAUUCAGCAACUAUAAAUCAAGAAGAAACGGGAUGGAAUGAUUUAGAACAUUUACAAUCUUUAGUGAUGAAACUUAGAUCAGAAAUUAAAUCUUUAAAAUCUAAUUCG
This is a messenger RNA of Rhizophagus irregularis DAOM 181602=DAOM 197198, 1236 nucleotides long. NCBI's taxonomy places the organism in Eukaryota, Fungi, Glomeromycota, Glomeromycetes, Glomerales, Glomeraceae. The record is from RefSeq and is a predicted model, not a curated record.